UGGCACCUGUCAAGGUUUAGGAUAUACGUAUUAGGCAAGUGAACAGUGAAUUCUUGAAUUUCAUGUGUUGUAAACAAGGAAAUAAGGGUCAGAGCAUCUCCAAAACGGCUUGUCUUGUGGGGUGUUCAGUGGUUAUGGUAUGAAGAGAUGGCAGCAGGAUGCACUAUGGGAAGAAGUUAGCCCUGCGGAAGCUGUGCUAUGCAAUGUUCUGCUGGAAAACCUCGGGUCCUUGCAUUCAUGUGGAUGUUACUUUGAUGGCAGUGGCCCCUUUCAGCACGAUGCACCGUGCUACACUGCAAAAAUUGUUCAGGAAUGGUUUGAGGAACAUGACGAAGAGUUAAAGGUGUUGCAUUGGCCUCCAAAUUCCCCAGAUCUCAAUCUGAUUAAGCAUAUAUGGGAUGUGCUGGUCCAACAAAUCUGAUGGAGACCCCACCCCGCACCUUCCAGGACUUAAAGGAUCUGCUGCUAAUAUCAUAGUGCCAGAUACCACAGGACAUUUUUCUCAAAUUGUAAACCUCUUUUCUUUUUGAGAAUAUCCCCAAAAGGAGGUUUUGAAGCUCUUACUGGUAUGCCUAAAGCAGCUUUUGCAAUUUAUCUUAUUAUUUUGAUAAUCAACAAGCAAUAACACAAGACCUCCACUGGAGGGCGACGUAGGAUUUACAUUCCAUACGCCAAGAUCCGCUAGUCUGAGGCGCACUGUUAACUGUUGACUGAAAUUGAGUCUGCUACUCUUGUAAUUCUCCCUCCCUUUCUAUAAUCACCCCACCCUCUGUGCUAACACUCUUAAAGAACAGUCUACCCACGCGACUCGCUCAUCAGAGCUACAGCGCGCUUUCCAGUGACUACAGUUUCACGCGCACAGGGCAUUCUCUCACAGAGGCGCGCGCAGAUACAGGCAAUGGGUGCGCAGACUAUUUCAGCGUAGUAAGCUUUAAGAGCCUUUUAAUAAUUUAUGGCACAAGGUGUAAGUCUUUUUUAAUAUACACUGAAUGCAAUAUUGUUAAUAAAUAUAGUUUUACAGUGAUUUAGAAAGCUAUACUCCUACCAGUUCUCGCGGGCCGUUUUGACUAUGGAUUUACAUAGAAUGAAUGAAACUCAGAUCCCGUUUUGGGAAUGCUCAGGAACUCCUGACAAUUCCAGCGUGAACAGCUCUGCGUUAAGCGUGGAAGUUAACGCCACCUGUAGCAAUGCGUCAAUAAUUCAGAAAUUCAAGCCCACACGACCAAAAGAAAUGGACUCGGUGAGGAUUAUCCUUUACUCACUUGUCUUUCUCCUGAGUGUAUUUGGGAACUUGCUGAUCAUUGUGGUCCUGAUAGUCAACAAGAGAAUGCGGACCGUCACCAACUCCUUCCUGCUCUCACUGGCCAUUAGUGAUCUCAUGAUGGCCAUCUUCUGCAUGCCCUUUAAUCUCAUCCCCAGCCUGCUGGAGGACUUCAUUUUUGGAGCCGCGAUGUGCAAGACCGUCGCCUAUUUCAUGGGUAUAUCUGUCAGCAUCUCCACCUUCAGUCUAGUGGCCAUUGCUAUUGAAAGAUACAGUGCCAUUUGCAACCCGCUGAAGUCAAGGGCAUGGCAGACCCGUUCUCAUGCCUACAAGGUCAUCGCAGCCACAUGGGUACUAUCUGUGGGUAUCAUGGUGCCCUAUCCUGUGUUUAGUAUGUUGGUGCCAUUCAACAAGCCGAACAACAUCACGGCUCACAUGUGCAGGCUUGACUGGCCCAACAGUCAAGUGGAACAGACUUGGUACGUCUUGUUGCUCUUCAUUCUGUUCUUCGUCCCAGGUGUCGUGAUGAUAAUUGCCUAUGGUCUCAUAUCCAGAGAACUUUACAGAGGGAUUCAGUUUGAAAUGGAGCAGAAGAAAGACUCCAGUGGUGUAAAGAAUGGGUUGAAUGGUGCACUGUCUCCUGGCCACGAUGAGAGUGAUGGAUGUUACAUCCAGGUCCCAAAGAAGCCCCCUGCUAUGGAACUUUCUGCUCUGACCACCUCAGGCACCGUCAAGACAGAACGUCCACGGAGCAACACCUCAGAGGCCAAGCUCAUUGCUAAGAAAAGAGUGAUACGAAUGCUGAUCAUUAUAGUUGCCAUGUUCUUCAUAUGCUGGAUGCCACUGUACUCUGCCAACACCUGGAAGGCUUUUGAUCAAACGUCAGCCCAGCGCGCUCUUUCCGGAGCUCCCAUUUCCUUCAUUCAGCUGCUGUCCUAUACCUCAGCCUGCGUCAACCCCAUCAUCUACUGCUUCAUGAACACCCGCUUCCGCAAGGCUCUCUUGGUCACGUUCGGGUGUUGCAGGCGGCCGUGCCACAACCGGAGGAAGAGGAGGGAAGGUGAUGAUGACAUCACUGGGUUCACUGGGGCAUCCAUAACAAAGUUCAGUUAUACCACCGUUAGCACGUUAUCCUACAUGAAGAUGUAUCAGGUGGGCAAGGCAAUUCAGUCAUCAACGGAAUCAACAGUCUCUUGGAAAUCUUCACCCCAGCUGAUGUGAUGCAGUGGUCAACAUGCUGCAUUACAGGUUGGAUUUUUUGAAAGACCCCACCUAGAUGCUCUGGGAAAUAAUGAAAUAAAAGGAAAAUAAUAAAC
Megalobrama amblycephala (Wuchang bream) is the source of this 2577-nucleotide messenger RNA. RefSeq names its product cholecystokinin B receptor a (gene cckbra). Gene Ontology annotation, biological process: neuropeptide signaling pathway. The record is from RefSeq and is a predicted model, not a curated record. The transcript has 6 exons. Gene Ontology annotation, cellular component: membrane. Gene Ontology annotation, molecular function: neuropeptide receptor activity; gastrin receptor activity. The coding region runs from base 1070 to 2482 and encodes 470 amino acids. NCBI's taxonomy places the organism in Eukaryota, Metazoa, Chordata, Actinopteri, Cypriniformes, Xenocyprididae.